AUGGCGUCUCCGAUUUCAAUCAUGCCCAGGUUACUUCCAAUCACAGGUACAUGGGCUGCACCCUUCGCCGUCUACGCCGCCGUCCUCUCCUCCCGCAUUGUCGCCAAACGCAUGCAGACUGGGAAAUUCAUCGGCGAGAAAGCCUCCAGCAUCGACGGUGUUGACCCCCUCCAGACAGCAGUCCGCUGCCAAGGAAACUUCCUCGAGAACGUCCCCCUUGCUUUCAUCUUCCUCGCGCUCUGCGAGCUCAACGGCGGCAACCGGAAGAACCUCAAUUAUGCCAUGGGUGUCUUCCUUGCUUUGCGUGUUGCGCAUGCGGAGGGUGGCCUCAUGCUGCAAGGCUCGUAUGGUACCAAUGGAGUUGGACGGCCAAUUGGCUACUUUGGUAGUACUGGUGUGGUAACCGGAUUGGCGGCCUAUGCUGCUUACUUGGUCAAGGGAUACUGGGGCUUUUAG
Lachnellula hyalina is the source of this 456-nucleotide messenger RNA. RefSeq lists its product as uncharacterized. The coding region runs from base 1 to 456 and encodes 151 amino acids. The record is from RefSeq and is a predicted model, not a curated record. Gene Ontology annotation, cellular component: membrane. NCBI's taxonomy places the organism in Eukaryota, Fungi, Ascomycota, Leotiomycetes, Helotiales, Lachnaceae. The transcript is spliced from 3 exons.